Molecule: messenger RNA, 1228 nt
Organism: Halteromyces radiatus
Lineage: Eukaryota; Fungi; Mucoromycota; Mucoromycetes; Mucorales; Cunninghamellaceae
Product: homoserine dehydrogenase-domain-containing protein
Exons: 3
Coding region: 39-1121 (360 amino acids)
Biological process (GO): aspartate family amino acid biosynthetic process; L-homoserine biosynthetic process
Molecular function (GO): NADP binding; homoserine dehydrogenase activity; aspartate kinase activity
Source: RefSeq, a predicted model, not a curated record
CUUUUCUUUUUUUUUUUCAAUUACUUUUAUAUAUAAGAAUGGUGAAUAUUGGUAUUGUUGGUGCUGGUUUAGUUGGUUCCGAAUUACUUGUCCAAUUGAAAGCCACUGGAGCCAAACGGUUAAAUGUGGUUGGUUUGACAACUUCGAAGAAAAUGGUGGUAUCUGACACGUCUUAUACUGCUCUCGAUUUGUCUCAAUGGAAGACCGAUUUACAAGAACAAGGUAUUGAAGCCAAUUUAGGUGUAUUCGCCAAGUAUCUUUCUGACGCUCCUGAUCAUGGUAUCAUUGUUGAUUGUACCGCUUCUGAUGCUGUCGCUGCAUUAUAUCCCUCAUGGCUUGAACUAGGUCUCAGUGUUGUCACUCCCAACAAGAAAGGUUUCUCCGGUCCCUUGUCCUUGUACCAAUCUAUCCAAUCCUUAGCUGGGAAUUUGAAUGGCACUGGUAAGGCGCCUUUUGCUUACUAUGAAUCCACUGUGGGUGCUGGCUUACCAGUCUUGAAUACAUUGGCUGAUUUGGUGAAUACUGGUGAUAAGGUAGAAAAAAUUGAAGGUAUUUUCUCUGGUACCCUUAGUUUUCUUUUCAACAACUUUUCUUCUCUGUCUGGUCAAGAUAAGGGCUCCUUCUCUGAAAAUGUCAAGGUCGCAAAGGAAUUGGGUUAUACUGAACCUGAUCCUCGUGAUGAUUUGAAUGGUAUGGAUGUAGCUCGCAAGGUCACUAUCUGCGGUCGUCUUGCUGGUGUCGAUUUGGAUUUAUCUACUUUACCUGUUGAAAAUAUCGUGCCUGGUCCUUUACAAUCUGUUGCCUCUGCUGAAGAAUUCAUGUCAAAACUUCCUGAAUAUGAUGAUCAUUUCGCCAAGUUGAAUGAAGAUGCCAAGAAGGAAAAUCAAGUAUUACGUUGUGUUGGUUUAGUUGAUGUUAAAGGUGGUCAAAGUGGUGUCAAGUUAUUGAAAUACCCUGGCUCUCAUCCUUUCGCAUCUCUUCAAGGUAGCGACAAUAUCAUCAAGUUCACCACUGAAUACUUCCCUAAUGGUCUCAUUAUUCAAGGUGCUGGUGCUGGUGCGGCUGUUACCUCUUUUGGUAUCUUCUCUGAUAUUUUGAAGAUUCAAGGUCGUGUAGAAUAGAGUUUUACCUUUUUCUCUUUUUGUUAUCAUUAUUGUUUAUAUGGUUAUGCUUUUCCACACACUUUAUACAUUUUAUGAAUAAAAAUAAAAAUGAAUUGACUGAUUUA